Corylus avellana is the source of this 4149-nucleotide messenger RNA. Lineage: Eukaryota; Viridiplantae; Streptophyta; Magnoliopsida; Fagales; Betulaceae. The record is from RefSeq and is a predicted model, not a curated record.
GUCGGUGACCUAGUCGCCGUCUAGGCUGUUUUCUCUCUGCAAGCCAAGUAAGGUAGUGAUAACUGGCUGGUAGAUGAAUCUGUGUUCAAGCCAUCACUUUGUCACUUCAUAUUUAAGGUUUUGUUUCUUUUGAAAAAAAAAAUGCUAGGUUCUUUGCCAAUCUUGCCCCUCCCUGCUCCUCCUCUUGACGGAAAUCUUGGCCCUCUUCCUGCAUCUCAAGUUUCUGAUGAGCAGCAGGAUGAAAGGCCUUCAAAUGAGGGGCAGAACACAGCUAACUCAGCGCCUUCAACGGUUGCAACCCACACAAGAACCAUUGGAAUUAUUCAUCCUCCCCCAGAUAUUAGAACCAUUGUUGACAAAACUGCUCAGUUUGUUGCAAAGAAUGGCCCAGAGUUUGAAAAGAGGAUUAUUGCAAAUAAUGCUGGCAAUGUGAAGUUCAAUUUUUUGAAUGCAUCGGAUCCCUACCAUGCAUAUUAUCAACACCGGUUGUCCGAAUCGCGUGCUCAAAAUCUGUCUUCUGCACAGCAGCCUACUGAUUCUGCUGUGGCUGAGUUGCUCCCAUCUGCGCCAGCUGCUGAUGGUAAUGAAGCGGCAGCAGCAAAGGUUGAUCUGUCUGCCCUGUUUAAACCUGUUCGUAAAGUUCUUGAGCCCCCAGAAGCUGAACAGUAUACUGUUCGGCUUCCUGAAGGGAUUACUGGUGAAGAACUUGAGAUAAUCAAGCUCACUGCUCAGUUUGUGGCUCGGAAUGGGAAAUCAUUCUUGACAGGAUUGACAAGCAGGGAAAUCAAUAACCCCCAGUUCCAUUUUUUGAAGCCAACCCACAGUAUGUUCAUGUUUUUCACUUCGCUUGCUGAUGCAUAUUCAAAAGUCUUAAUGCCUCCAAAGGGUUUGACAGAGAAGCUAAAGAAGAGUGUUGCUGACAUGACAACUGUGCUUGAACGAAGUAUGAAUCGCCUCGAGUGGGAGCGUUCUCAAGAGCAGGCCAGGCAGAAAGCUGAGGAUGAAAAGGAGCAGGAAAGAGUAGAGAUGGCCAUGAUUGAUUGGCAUGAUUUUGUUGUGGUUGAAAUGAUAGAUUUUGCUGAUGAUGAGGAUGAGGAUUUACCCCCUCCAAUGACCCUUGAGGAGGUUAUAAGGAGAAGUAAGGUGUCAGUUAUGGACGAAGAUAUUGUUGAGCCAGGAAAGGUUGUGGAGAUGGAAAUGGAUGAAGAAGAAGUGCGGCUUGUUGAAGAGGGAAUGAGGGUAACAAGUAUUGAAGAGAAUGAUGAUGGAAAGAAGAAUGAGAUGAUGGUAACAGAGGAACCAGAGCCACCAAUGCGAAUUGUGAAGAACUGGAAGAGACCAGAGGAGAGGAUCCCUGCAGAAAGAGACCCAACAAAAUUCGUUGUUUCCCCAAUUACUGGUGAGCUAAUCCCCAUUAAUGAGAUGUCCGAACACAUGAGGAUUUCCCUCAUUGAUCCCAAGUACAAAGAGCAGAAAGAAAGGAUGUUUGCUAAAAUUCGGGAGACUACACUUGCUCAGGACGACGAGAUCUCCAGGAACAUUGUAGGACUUGCCCGAACCCGUCCGGAUAUUUUUGGUACCACAGAAGAAGAAGUCUCUAAUGCUGUCAAGGCUGAGAUUGAGAAGAAGAAAGAUGAGCAACCAAAGCAAGUUAUAUGGGAUGGUCACUCUGGAAGCAUUGGGCGCACUGCAAACCAGGCCAUGUCUCAAAAUAUCAAUGGAGAGGAUCAAAAUGAUGCUGGUAAUAAUGAUGCAAGAAACCUUCCUGGCCCCGCAGCUCUUCCACCUAGGCCUGGCAUGCCAUCAGUUCGUCCACUUCCUCCUCCACCUGGACUAGCCUUGAAUCUUCCUCGUUUGCCCCCAAACACAGUCCAGUAUUCUGCUCCAAGUAGUGUCGGGCUCCCUGUACCCCAACCCAGGCCACCAGUUAUGCAAAUGAUUCCUUCAGUACGGCCACCUCCACCUCCAAUGCCAAUAACUUCUGGACAACAAUCUCUUUUGGUGAAUCGACCACCCCAAAUGCCAACCAUGAAUGCUACUAGUAUUCCUGUACCGCCUCCACCUGGUUCUCAGUUUAUGCAUGUGCCAGUUCCCCGAUCUUUUGUUCCUCUUCCUGUGCAUCAACCUACCAUGCCUAUGAUGCCCCCACCGCCUUUGCCUCAAGGAAUGCCUCCACCACCACCACCUGAGGAAGCUCCUCCACCGCUUCCGAAUGAACCAGAGCCAAAGAGGCAGAAGCUCGAUGAUUCUUUGCUUAUUCCAGAAGACCAAUUUCUUGCUCAGCAUCUGGGGCCUGUUCGUAUCACUGUCUCUGUUCCCAAUGUUGAUGAAGGAAAUCUCAAAGGGCAGCUUCUGGAGAUUACAGUGCAGUCCUUAUCUGAAACUAUUGGCAGUCUGAAGGAGAAAAUUGCAGGGGAGAUCCAGCUUCCUGCCAAUAAACAGAAAUUGAGUGGAAAACCUGGCUUUCUCAAGGACAAUUUGUCGCUGGCAUAUUACAACAUUGGAGCAGGAGAAACACUUAACCUUUCUUUAAGAGAGCGUGGUGGUAGAGGCUUAUGCCCUACAAAUUUGUUCCAUUUUUCUGCAAUGUUCUCCUCAGACCAGCCAUUGGACCAGCCAAUAAGCAAGCAAUGGCUGGGAGAGUUGAUGCUUUCUGAUGCCAUUUUUCUUACUACAGAAAAGCAUGGAUCAGAAAGAGACCCAACAAAAUUCGUUGUUUCCCCAAUUACUGGUGAGCUAAUCCCCAUUAAUGAGAUGUCCGAACACAUGAGGAUUUCCCUCAUUGAUCCCAAGUACAAAGAGCAGAAAGAAAGGAUGUUUGCUAAAAUUCGGGAGACUACACUUGCUCAGGACGACGAGAUCUCCAGGAACAUUGUAGGACUUGCCCGAACCCGUCCGGAUAUUUUUGGUACCACAGAAGAAGAAGUCUCUAAUGCUGUCAAGGCUGAGAUUGAGAAGAAGAAAGAUGAGCAACCAAAGCAAGUUAUAUGGGAUGGUCACUCUGGAAGCAUUGGGCGCACUGCAAACCAGGCCAUGUCUCAAAAUAUCAAUGGAGAGGAUCAAAAUGAUGCUGGUAAUAAUGAUGCAAGAAACCUUCCUGGCCCCGCAGCUCUUCCACCUAGGCCUGGCAUGCCAUCAGUUCGUCCACUUCCUCCUCCACCUGGACUAGCCUUGAAUCUUCCUCGUUUGCCCCCAAACACAGUCCAGUAUUCUGCUCCAAGUAGUGUCGGGCUCCCUGUACCCCAACCCAGGCCACCAGUUAUGCAAAUGAUUCCUUCAGUACGGCCACCUCCACCUCCAAUGCCAAUAACUUCUGGACAACAAUCUCUUUUGGUGAAUCGACCACCCCAAAUGCCAACCAUGAAUGCUACUAGUAUUCCUGUACCGCCUCCACCUGGUUCUCAGUUUAUGCAUGUGCCAGUUCCCCGAUCUUUUGUUCCUCUUCCUGUGCAUCAACCUACCAUGCCUAUGAUGCCCCCACCGCCUUUGCCUCAAGGAAUGCCUCCACCACCACCACCUGAGGAAGCUCCUCCACCGCUUCCGAAUGAACCAGAGCCAAAGAGGCAGAAGCUCGAUGAUUCUUUGCUUAUUCCAGAAGACCAAUUUCUUGCUCAGCAUCUGGGGCCUGUUCGUAUCACUGUCUCUGUUCCCAAUGUUGAUGAAGGAAAUCUCAAAGGGCAGCUUCUGGAGAUUACAGUGCAGUCCUUAUCUGAAACUAUUGGCAGUCUGAAGGAGAAAAUUGCAGGGGAGAUCCAGCUUCCUGCCAAUAAACAGAAAUUGAGUGGAAAACCUGGCUUUCUCAAGGACAAUUUGUCGCUGGCAUAUUACAACAUUGGAGCAGGAGAAACACUUAACCUUUCUUUAAGAGAGCGUGGUGGUAGAAAAAGAUGAACAGCUUUCUUGACCAGGGCAUUUAAGGUGGUUGUUGGAACUUUCUUGUUACCAUGAGAGUAUUCCAUAUAUUAUUGUUGAACUUUGUUAUUCUAUCUUCAUCGAUGUUAUGUUGGAAAUGCUGUAUCACUAGAAUGACUUUCUGAACUUGUUCUUUUGUCCUAACCUUACUGUAUAGUAUCUAAGGGCAACAAGUUCCUUUUUCUUAGGCUGAUCAAGUCAUCUACUUAUUGCUACUAAUCAUCUUCUCCUUUUGCA